Molecule: messenger RNA, 867 nt
Organism: Prorocentrum cordatum
Lineage: Eukaryota; Dinophyceae; Prorocentrales; Prorocentraceae
Source: the annotation of a GenBank genome assembly
AGGAGCACGGCUACGGAAACCACAACGUCACCGCGGGCGUCAUCUUUGUUUCUUCCAUGAUCGCGCUGUUGGGGGUGCACCUUCACUCGAGAGUUGUCUGCAACGAGCCCACGGACUCGAUGCUCUCGUCCAUCUCGUACUUCGCGCACGGGCUGAUAGGCUGGACGUUCGUCGCGGUCAUCUUGGAGGCCAUCGCUCACGGCAAUGGAGCACCGCCCCAGGAGUGUGAUUAUCUGCAGAACGUGCAGAGAAGUGGUGAGGACGUUCCUGGGGACAGCCUCUCCGCGGACGGGUACUCGUUGUGGCACGUCGGGAUGACCGUCCUCUGGUUGGUAUGGAUCACCUGCGUGGCCUCGGCCUCCUUCCUGGCGAAGAAGCUCGGCCUCCAGCAGACCCGCCCGCGCGGGUCCAGCACGGCGGCGCCCACGCCGACGGGCAGACCGGCCACCGACCCGUGCGGGGUGGCGCAGAUUGUGGGGACGCCGAUCAUCGAGCAGAACGGCGACUCCGGCGCUGCCUCCGCGUCGGCCGUCGGCAUGGACGGCGUCGCGAUGGGCAUGCCCGUUGGCGGCUCCGCGGGUUCGGCGCCAUCUGGGAGCAGCGGAGGCGGAAAGGUGGUCUGAGCCGUCUCUCGCCGUGCCCGCCCUGCGGGCCCGAGCCCGCCGGAGGCGCCUGCAGGUGCCGCGCCCAGGCGCAUGGACGCUCAUGUUGCUGCUGCUGCUGCGGCUGCGGCUGCGGCUGCUGUUGCUGUUGCUGCUGCUGUUGCAGCUGUUGUUGCUGCUGCCGUCGUUAUUGUUGUUGUUGUUGUUGUUGUUGUUGUGGUUGUUGUUGUUGUUGUUGUGGUUGUGGUUGUUGUUGUUGCUGUUG